AUGUCAACCAUCGUUGUGGAUAGCCCUCGUGCUUGGGGUACUGUCGUAGGUGGAUUCAUUGCGAACUUUAUACUGGGCGGAUUGGGCAAGUCCUAUGGCAUCAUCUUGGAGCAUUUUCAGGACGAAUUCGAAGCUCCGACGGCUGUUUUCACUCUUACCGGAGGGGUUAUCUACAUGUUAAUGUUUGUACUCUCACUGGGCCAGAUGCCUUGCAUGCCUUCUCCCCUCCUCACGGCCACCUUACCGAAUCACUUUGUGGUGCAGCGCAUCGGUGACCGAGCUGUUGUGAUGAUUGGUGGUAUUGGAGCGUGUGUCAGCCUCUUUAUCGCUGCGAUCGCACCAAACGUUACCGUCUGGGCAAUCGCCAUCGGUGGAGGUGUCGGCUUCUCGUUCUCUUGCGUCUAUUUCAACAUCUUUUCCGUCAUUGGUCGCUGUUUCCGUGAGAAACUUGGCCUCGCAAACGGCUUGAGCGUAGCCGGUGUCUCCGUGGGCCAGAUGGCUUUCCCCAGCCUCGUGACCCUUUUCCUGCAGCGCUACGGGGUUCGCGCGGGCACCGUCGUCAUGGCAGCCUUCUCCCUCCACCUGUGCAUAACCGCGGCCCUGAUGCCACGUCACGUAGUCGACGCGGAGUCCGAGGAAGACAUUGUUGUUAGCUCCUCGUCCAUUUCUAGGCGAAUCGAAGAGCCCUCCUCAAGUCUCCUGCCUAGUCCCUUGGGAGGCAGUGCCAAUGACCUUGACGAAAAGGAACUAGAUCCGAUGCUGCAGCAGAGAGAGACCCCCUUGACAGUGUAUUCGUCCUCGUCCAAGAUAAUGCAGCACCAGGAGCGACUAGCAACAGCGCUCCUCGUAAUCUUCGUCAUCGGUAAGGUGUUCGCGGACAACGGGGAUGUGGGCAUCUCAUUUAUCGCACCGCCUUACGGUUCCCAGAUCGGCUUCUCUGCGCACACUACGAACAUGGCGAUUGCCGUGGCCGGGAUUGUGGACUUGCUUUCGCGUCUCUUCUUUGGCUGGCUGACUGACAGGCCAAUGUGCAGGGGCCGCCGGGGCACUUUUCUGGCAUUCACGUGGCUGGUGGAGGGUGCAGUGGCGCUCGGCUUCGGCGAAAUCGCCGAAACCUCGUGGAGCCUCACAGCAAUCUCAACCUCCUCCGCGUCCCAUUCGAAGGUGAGGAAUGCUUUCCUGCGUGGUGGGCACACACCCACGACUCGCUCUAGGCCUACUUGA
Messenger RNA from Mesocestoides corti, 1224 nucleotides. The record is from the annotation of a GenBank genome assembly. NCBI's taxonomy places the organism in Eukaryota, Metazoa, Platyhelminthes, Cestoda, Cyclophyllidea, Mesocestoididae.